AUGCCAAGUAUUUCAUCAUCAAGAACGUUUUCUGUCAUGUCAUCAUCGUCUGUUUCAACUCGAGGACAUCCAUUUCUAUCUCGAUUUAUCAUGAGUAUGACCGUAGUUAUACUUCUUGUAGGAUUUUGUCCAUAUGUUUCUUCGUCGCCGACACCUCCAUCGAAUGACCAAGACAAGCAAAUCAAUCAGCAAUCCAAUGGCUUUAUUCUCGAUGCCGACAACUCGCAUCAAACACCAUCAUUAUCAUCGUCCGUCCAAGAAGCACUUUCAGACUCAUCACCAACUUGGUAUGUACAACCGCGUGCGAACGCUCAUGAAUUUCUAAUGUCAAAUCUCAAUGAUAAUGAAAUCAUUGUAUCCAAACGUUUUACACGAUUUCUUUAUGAUGAUCAAGUCAAUGACGAAAGUGACGAUGAUGAUGUUUUUAUACCAUCAAACAAACGAUCAGCUGUGGGAAACAAAGGCACAUAUUCGAACCUGAUCAAACGAAAACAAUUAACCAAACCACCGAUGGAAGUUAUGAAUGAAAUUGUCAAUUCGAUUUAUCUUAAACGUUAA
Adineta ricciae is the source of this 558-nucleotide messenger RNA. The record is from the annotation of a GenBank genome assembly. Lineage: Eukaryota; Metazoa; Rotifera; Eurotatoria; Adinetida; Adinetidae.